AUGUCUGAAAUGAAUGAGCUGUCGGAGCUCUAUGAAGAGAGCAAUGACCUGCAGAUGGAUGUGAUGCCUGGUGAGAGUGACCUUCCGCAUAUCAAGGUAGGUGGCGGAGCCCAGAGCUAUCCCAGAACCCCUCCCGCGCGGCCAGUGCCCAGCCACAGCUGGAGGAGGAAGGCCCCAUGGAGGAGGAGGCGGCCCAGCCCUGAGGAGCAGCCAGGCCAGAUCGCGGGCCCUGAAUUCGAGAGCGAGAGUGAGGGCGAGGGCGAGGAAUUCGAUGACUGGGAGGAUGACUAUGACUCUCCGGAAGAGGAGCCGCUCAGCGGUGAGGGCUACAGAGUAUCAGCGGCCCUUGAAGAAGCCACCAGGAUGUUUCUGAGAACCUCCAGAGCCAGAGAAGCAGCUCUGGAUGGCGGGUUUCAGACGCAUUCUGAGAAGACCCUGUUUGAUCAGUUGGCUUUUAUCAGAGAGUUUUCACUUAUGGUUGUCAAUCGUCUGACUGAAGAACUCGGCUGUGAUGAGAUCAUUGAUAGAGAGUAA
This is a messenger RNA of Capra hircus (goat), 534 nucleotides long. RefSeq names its product EP300-interacting inhibitor of differentiation 1-like. The record is from RefSeq and is a predicted model, not a curated record. NCBI's taxonomy places the organism in Eukaryota, Metazoa, Chordata, Mammalia, Artiodactyla, Bovidae. The transcript has a single exon. Gene Ontology annotation, biological process: negative regulation of DNA-templated transcription. Bases 1 to 534 code for a protein of 177 amino acids. Gene Ontology annotation, molecular function: transcription corepressor activity. Gene Ontology annotation, cellular component: nucleoplasm.